AUGAGCGACAACAGAGACAUACCGCCGGGCGCAGCGCCACCCCCUGCCCAGCGCCACCGCACCGACAGCAGCGACAGCUUCCACUCCCAAGAGGCCUCGCUCAGCACCACGCCUACCCAGAGCCACAUCCAGGGCCUCGGCCAUGCAUCCACCGCAUCGUCAUCGACUGCCGCCGCGGCAGUUUCGGGCACCGUCCGCAACGCCCCAGCAACCGCCGCAAGCGUCGACGCACCCGCCGCCGCGCAGUCCUCGCCCCUCGACCUCGAAGCGUGGCAGCGCUCCAUCCACCCAGCCUCGUCCGCCUCCGAGCAGAGCCGCCCCGGAUCAGCCGUCCAGCGCGUCUAUCGAGACCCUAGCCUCGAGGACAGCAGCCACGUUGCUACGAUUGGCCGAGGUCAGCCGCCCCCGCCCUCGUCGGCUGGGGGUGCAGGCCCAGGCACGCCCAGGCCGGCCCUCUCCCGGCCGCAGAACCCGGACCGCGACACGUCCCAGUCGCAGCGCUCCGUCAGCUAUGCACCCUCCGACUUUGACACCGUCUCGGGCGCCUCCGUCUCCGAGUACAGCUCCGGCAACGAGGACGACCAGGAGGCCAUGUCGCGGUCAGUCACCAGCCGCAGUAGGGGUAGAAUGCCCGAUCAUGGUGCACGCCAGGUCAGCGCAGCUGGCAGCCGCAGCGGAGGCGGAGGAGGCACCGGCGGAGGAGGCGCUGGGCGAUACGUCCUCGACACUGCCUCGCCGGCUGCGCAGCAGGGCACCGGCAACAAGGGCGGCACACGGCGUCCCUCGGCGACCAACACGACCCGCGACAGCAGCCGCACUCGCCGACACAGCCAAGCACCCCGCGGCGGCGACCGAGGCUACGCCAACGACGACGGCGACGACACUGACGACCGCUACGGUCCCCUCGACGAAGAGGACGACGAGGUCGAGAUCCACGACCGCGGCGAGGAGCUCGUCCGCCGCCGGAUGAAGGCCCGCCAGCGCGAAAAGGCGCUCCGCAAGAAGCGCGAGAAGCAGGCCGAGCGCGAACGCAACCGCCAGUCGCAGGUGCCGUCGCAGGCGCAGUCGGUCACGUCGCCCGGCUCGCCCCGUCUGGGCCCGGGCUCGGGCUUCUCGGCGGGCAGACCGGUCUCGCCCUCGCCGCGCCUCGAUCGCGCAGGCAGGCCCUCGACCAUCAUGCUGCCGCCAUCGGCCGGCUUCCAGAGCCUUCAGCACGGCGCGCUGUCGCCGGGCUCCCAGCCGCCCCUUGCCAGCCCUGGAGGCGGGCCGCGCUCCAGCUACGCGCCCAGCUACCCGUCGCCUCACGCCCAUAUCCGCAGGCCGAGCGCGAGCUAUGCCACCACUUCUUCGUACGGGCAGCAGCAGCAGCAGCAGCAGCAACAGUACCAGGCUUCCUUGCAGGGAACACCGAGCGGCGCUCGCACCACCUACUACGGCGGCGGAGGUCAGCAGGCGGCCAGCCUCGACGUCUUCGCCGAAAGCUUGCGUCCACGAUCGGCCGCGGGCAAGGCGUCGACCGAUGCCGGGUCGAGCGUGGCCGGUAGCGUCCGCGAAUCUGGCGAGGGCGAGCACGAGGGUGGCGAUGACGACGACGAGGAGCGCGAUACGAUUGUCAGCCUGGCCGACCGCCGGGGCCAGCGCGAGACCGACGACGAGCACAACGGCGAGGAUCGCGGCUAUGGCGACUACGACGGAGCAGACGGCGGUGAUGGCACGCCCACCGGCCGACGCCAGCGCCAGGACGGCGGGGAGGAGGGCCAGCUCGACGACGAAGACGACGACGACGACGACGAGGACCUCGAGGACGGAGACGACGUCGAGUACACGCUCAAGGACCGGCAGGACGCCAUCAACGUCGAACACCCCUUUGGCCUGCCGAUCUGGAAGCCCGCGCUAUACAAGAAGUCGCGCUCGGUCACGCGCAAUGCCGAGUCGGCGCUCCACCUGAUCCCCAGCGCGGCCGCCGAGCGCCACCUGCUGCCCGGCAACAUCCUCUGGACGGUCUUCUUCGGCUGGUGGCUCGCGGCCGUGUGCUACGUGUGCGCCAUCCUCAUCAACUUUGUGCCGGUCGGCGGUUCGCGCUACGCCCGCGUCAUCUGGGAGCUCGGCGGCUACCUCUUCUGGCCGUUUGGCAAGUACGUCGAGGUCGAGGUGGACCCGGAAAGUGCGGACCGCAGCCUGCCGGCCGGCGAGUUCCGAGCCCAGGCUCGCCAGGCGUCCGACGGAGCCUACGAGACGGUGCCGCCGUCGGCGGUCGACCAGACCUUCGAGCAGCAGCAGCAGAGGCAGGCGUCCGAGAACCGUUCUGCCGACACGCUCCGACCCAGCGAUGCUGUGGCAGCUUCCACCACGGGCGCCGCGGGCCAGAGCGGCUCUGCUGAUGAGAGCUCCUCGGGAGGCAGCGAUGCCGCUGCACGCCGCUCGCUGGCCUCGGGCUCCCAUAGCGGCGAGUCGAGCCGUACCUCGCACGCCGAGGAUUACGGCGUGCGUGCCGACGGCAAGGCCGAUGGCGAUGCCGGGGAGACGACUUCGCUCAAGGGCAAGUCGAAGCUUGGCGGCGGCUACGGCGCCGUCGACGACCUGGGCGAGGACGGCGCCGAUGCCCUGUCCAACUUCACAGAACAGGAGCGCAUCGAGGCCGAGUCGGCCAUCUACGGCUACGUGCACGACGACCACGGCAACGAGGUGGGCGUGGCGCGCCGCGCCGGCGGCAAGCUGGCAUUCGGGCUCGUCUACGGCCUGGUCGUCUUUCCGCUCAUGGGCCUCGUCUGCCUCGCGUGCUGGGGCGGCGUGUUCUCCAUCCCGAUGGCCAAACUGACCUGGGCGCUGAUCAAGAACCUCGCCAUGCGUCCUCUCGCGCUCCACUUCCGCUCUGCCCCAGGCAUCGAGCGGCCCAGCGGCGACGAGGGCGACGACGAGGACGACGUCGGCGACCGGGCCGACGGCGGCAACGGCAAGAAGGGUGGCGCGGGGGGCGCGGCCAGGAACCUCUUCCUGCCGCUCAAGCCGGGCCAGAUCGCGCCGCGCUCCAAAUCGUUCAGCCAGGGCAAGGGCAAGGCCAAGGUGCACCGGCGCAGCAAGAUCCUCCUGUGCACCUACCGCGCCGUCGGCUCCCAGUACUACAAGUACACCGUGGGCGGUGUCAACAUCCUCUUUGUCAACACGCUGCCGCUCGUCUUCUUCACCAUCUUUGACUUUUUCGUCAUCGAGGCUUACGUCGAGCGCCACGGCAUCCAUGGCGGCUUCCUGGGCCUCAUCAGCGGCCAGGGCGUCAUCUUCCUGCUGGCGCUGGCGUCCGUCAUCCCGCUGUCGUACUUUAUCGGCAUGGCCGUCGCGAGCAUCAGCGCCCAGAGCAGCAUCGGCAUGGGCGCCGUCAUCAACGCCACGUUCGGCUCCAUCAUCGAGAUCAUCCUCUAUGCCAUCGCCCUCACCCAGCAAAAGGCGCGGCUGGUCGAGGGGUCGCUGAUCGGAUCCAUCCUGGCCGGCGUGCUCCUGAUGCCCGGCCUCUCGAUGUGCUCGGGCGCCACCCGCCGCAAGGAGCAGCGCUUCAACGCCCGCUCGGCCGGCGUCACCAGCACCAUGCUCAUCAUGGCCAUCAUUGGCAUCCUGACGCCGACGCUCUUCUACCAGAUCUACGGCACCUUCCAGCUCACCUGCGAGGGCUGCCCGCGCGGCGGCUCGCAGCCCGGCGACACGUGGACGUGCAAGCGGUGCUUUUACGAGCACGUCGACCCGGCCACCGACCCCUUUUUCCAGCAAAACGUGCGCGGCCUCAUGUACACCUGCACCGUCAUCCUGGUGCUGUCGUACGGCAUCGGCCUGUGGUUCUCGCUGCGCACCCACGCUUCGCAGAUCUGGCAGAACCCGCAGCCCGGCCAGCCGGUGCAGCACCAGCACCAGCACCAGGCCCAGCACGGCGGCGUCACGACGGCCCACAACGUCGCUACGCUGCCCUCGGCGCAGCGAGCCUCGAUCUACAAGCGCCUCGUGCCGCCCUCGGUCAUGCAGCAGCUCCUCCCCACCAUCCACAGCAGUGGCGGCGCCGGCCAGCACGGCGGUCACACUCAAGGUCAGAGCCAGGGCAGCCAGCAGGCGCGUCCGCCGAGCCAGAUCAGCUAUGGUGGCAGCGCCGGGCAGGGGACCAUCAAGGGCGGUCCUCCGCAGCAGCAGCAGCAGCAGCAGCAGCAGCAGCAGCAGCAGCAUCGCGGCGAUGCCGGCCACGGCCAUGGCAGAUCGGCCACCGGCAGGACGGCAUCCGAAGCGGCCAACAACGACGCGGGAUCGCAGCUGCGCGUGCCGGAGCAGUUCAGCCGCGAAGAGUACGAGCGCGCCGUCGCCCUCACCGCCAGCGCCUUCCACACCGCGCUGCAGCAGGACCGCGAGCAGCGCGCUGCCGCUGCCGCCGGCGGCGGCGCCAGGCAGUCCCGUGGCACCUCGGUGAGCGUGCUGCUGGGCUGCACGGUGCUGUACGCCAUCGUUGCAGAGAUCCUCGUCGACGUCGUCGACGUCGUCCUCGACGGCUCGGGCAUCGACGAAAAGUUCCUCGGCAUCACCUUGUUUGCGCUGGUGCCCAACACGACCGAGUUCAUGAACGCCAUGUCGUUUGCCAUCAACGGCAACAUUGCGCUCUCGAUGGAGAUCGGGUCGGCGUACGCGCUCCAGGUGUGCCUGAUCCAGAUCCCGGCCAUGGUGGCCUUCUCGGCCUACUACAACGGCGUCAACGACGUGCCCGAGAACGUCGUCCACCAGAGCUUCACCCUCAUCUUCCCGCGGUGGGACGUCAUCGCCAUCAUCUUUUCCGUCUUCCUGCUCACCUACACCUACAUCGAGGCGAGGAGCAACUACUACCGCGGCAGCAUCUGCAUCCUGUCGUACGUCGUGCUGGUGGCGGGCUUCUUUUUCGCGCCCAACACGGGCGACACCGAGAUGCCCGGCGACUCUGGACCGGGCGGCCACGGCACGCCGCUCUCCUCCAACCCGCUUGCCGGUUUCGGUGGGCUGUACGGCGGCGGCGGUGGCGGCGGCGUUGGCAUGUCGGGUUUCAGUAGCUUUGCAGCGUCGGGCGGAUCGUUUGGCGGUCUUCCGCUCGCGCCGCCGUCGACGCCGAGCGUGCUGGGUAUCGCGGAACCGGCCUUUGCCCCGGCCCUCGGUGUGCUCCAGUGGCUCAGCGCCAUGUUUGUCAGCCUCUGGGCUCGUUGA
This is a messenger RNA of Pseudozyma flocculosa PF-1, 5199 nucleotides long. RefSeq lists its product as uncharacterized. The record is from RefSeq and is a predicted model, not a curated record. Lineage: Eukaryota; Fungi; Basidiomycota; Ustilaginomycetes; Ustilaginales; Ustilaginaceae. The transcript has 2 exons. Gene Ontology annotation, cellular component: endomembrane system; membrane. Bases 1 to 5199 code for a protein of 1732 amino acids. Gene Ontology annotation, biological process: calcium ion transmembrane transport; intracellular calcium ion homeostasis. Gene Ontology annotation, molecular function: calcium:proton antiporter activity.